Molecule: messenger RNA, 489 nt
Organism: Amoebophrya sp. A25
Lineage: Eukaryota; Dinophyceae; Syndiniales; Amoebophryaceae
Source: the annotation of a GenBank genome assembly
CGUGGAUGCAGACGCUGGGGGACGUGGCGCAUCAUUUGCAAGAUUUCAACAUGAUUUUGCAGGUGCUGCACCAGUUCCCCAUGUGGCAGCGCCUGCUGCACAACUCGCUUUCAAAAUUGCGCGACUUUGCAAGUGCCUUGGAGAAGCACGAUGGAUCCUUGGUCGAGGUGGAGUUCGAUUCAGCAUCUCUGAUUGCGAAAGACGUGGACCUUUUGGCGGAGCAAUUGCCCACUGCAGCGACCCCGUCGCCGGCGCCAAACCCCAUACGAACGGAGCAGCCCCUUCCUGGUUCACCAGACAGAAGUCCUAGUAAGCAGGGCGCCGUAAGUCGCGCAACGCCGCAAGAACUAACGAGAGGCAGCGACCGGGGUGAAGGUUCUUUCUCCGAAGCACUGGGCGCCUCGGCAUCAUGUUUCAGUUCCGUGCGCAUCGCGAAUCCUCUAUCCCUUUGUCGACUCUUUGAUCCAGAUCCCGUGAACCAGAUACCUG